Messenger RNA from Knipowitschia caucasica, 1398 nucleotides. Lineage: Eukaryota; Metazoa; Chordata; Actinopteri; Gobiiformes; Gobiidae. The record is from the annotation of a GenBank genome assembly.
AUGCUCGUGAGCCUUGUUUACGCCGCCAUAACGGACUUCCGUGUUUUCGUCCAAUCAGAAAACGGGGCUUGGACAUUACGCACGCGCCUUGAGCAUGAGCGCGUGGAUGGAGGGGGUCCACGAAGAAGAGUGAUGAUGAAGAGUGCAUGUUUUUUACCUCAUGAGAACUUCCGUGGUUCGACUCCCAGGCGGCACUUUCUCAGUGGAAAAAUAAAGGAGAGGUGGCGAGACAGACCUGGUAGUUUUGGCAAAAAAGAAAGAGUGGCUGGCAACACAAAUUUGGAGAAUACACCUCAGUACGAGCCACCCUCACAUGUGUCUUCGAUUGAGGAGUCAGUAAAUACUCGCACUGUGGAUGACAGAAAAGACCACCUCCAAUUACAGACAGUGAAUGUAUAUGAUGAAAGCAUGAGAUUUUCAAAAGAUUUUGAUCUUGGUUUAGGGGAGAUUAGUCUAUUGGAGGAUAUUGCCAAUGGUCAAGAAUGGGCCAACUUCUUACAAAAAGAUUCCACUGCAUCAAAUCAGGAAGUCUCUUUACAAGAAGCUGUGGACCGAACAGCGACUAAUCAUUACAAUGGUGGAGGAUCUAAAAGGAGCUCAGUAUGGAGUGAACAUGACGUUGGAAGUACAGCAUAUGAGGCUGGGACAAAUGGAGAUGCCUCAAACACAGACAUUGCCAUGACACAGGUGUCCUCUGACCCUCUCAUCAGCAUGGACAUCACAGAGAAAACACACUCACAGUCAGAGCUGAUGGACCAUGGACAAAACAUGUCUGAUGUGCAGAUUCCAGUCAGUGAAGAGCAGCCACAGCCUCAACGCUCCACCAAAAUAGAGUUGAAAAAUACAAUGGACAACUCCUCUCUGCGAAGUAGAAACAGCCUCGGCAGGAAAAGACAGCACCAGUCAUAUGAAAGCAUAGAGACAAGGUUCCAAAGUGUGCAAACAAAUGGAAACGUCACCAUAGAUGAUGGAUCAGUAUUUUUGCCAGAUAACCAUGCACCUUCAUCUUCAUCCAUGACCAAACCACCUCCUCUUCGCGGUGUUCUCAAAUCAACACUUUCCUGUGAUUCGACCUAUUCAGUGGAAACAGUCCAGAAAAAGCGGCGUGUGGAGGAGACUCGGCACGUGCGCUUCUCAGAAGAGAUUAUUGCCAUCGAGCCUCCGGACCUGGGCCCAGCUGUGUCCGAGUCAGAGGAGGAGUCAGAAGAGGAGUCAGAAGAGGAGUCAGAGGAGGUGUUACUGGACAACUCUUUCCUGGAGGAGGACAAUGAGGUGCAAACUGAGCCAGCGCUGAUACGAGCAGUCAGACCGGAGCAGGCAGCACCAGGCCGCCGGGCUGCGCUGCCCGGCUGGAUACGAGCCCUAAAGAGACGAAACACGGGGAAAGAGCCCAGAUAG